This is a messenger RNA of Drosophila guanche, 937 nucleotides long. RefSeq names its product dromyosuppressin (gene Ms). The coding region runs from base 144 to 449 and encodes 101 amino acids. NCBI's taxonomy places the organism in Eukaryota, Metazoa, Arthropoda, Insecta, Diptera, Drosophilidae. The transcript is spliced from 3 exons. The record is from RefSeq and is a predicted model, not a curated record.
CUUGCGUUCAACAAGUUCGUACGAGUCCAGUCCAGCCCAAAGGAGCCGCCCCAAAGCCAGUGACAAACGCGCUUAAAUAAACUACAACUAGCUUAAAUUCUCUGUCUUCGGAAGGCCCUCUUAUAUCCACAACUAUUUUCAGCAUGUCCUUUGCACAGUUCUUUGUCGCCUGCUGCCUGGCCAUUGUACUGGCGACUGUGGCCAAUACCCAAGCGGCAGCCACCCAGGGACCGCCCCUAUGCCAGUCGGGCAUUAUCGAGGAGAUGCCGCAGCACAUCAGGAAGGUGUGCAUGGCACUGGAGAACUCCGACCAGCUGACAUCGGCCCUCAAGUCCUACAUCAACAAUGAGGCUUCAGCUCUGGUGGCCAACUCAGACGAUCUGCUGAAGAACUACAACAAACGCACGGAUGUGGAUCACGUCUUUCUGCGUUUUGGCAAGCGUCGUUAGGAGCUGGAAGCAAAUGCCGGCCAGACACAGUAACCAAAUUCGACCUCGGACCCAACCACGACACGACCACACAGCAGGACCUUGACCAAAACGACAAAAGCGAGCGGCAAAAAGCGUUUCUGUUUCCACAGAGCACACAAUUGUUUUGUUUUUUUGGCGUCUCCAGCAUAGUUAUGUAAAUGUAAUCAAUGCCAAUGCCAAACACACAAAACUUAUUCAAUUGGAAGCUCUCUAGUUCAUUAAAUAGCAAAUCGAUGUAUCCAAUCCAGUGUCUCUACUAGAAAAAACUUGCACAUAAAAAAACCCAAAAAACAACACACACACACAUGCAUAUUUGUACAUACUCAAAGACCCCCGAAAAAACAUUCUAGCGAAAGUUGAUCUUUUUCCUUUCAAGUUUUCUUUUGGUUUUCUUUUUUUUUGUUACGCUUUGAUUUCUGUUUUGAUAUUUAUUAAUAUUCAUGAAUACAAAUGAAAUGUUACAGUUA